AUGAGCGUGCGCAGCGCCGUAAAGGCCGUGUUCACGCUAUGCGUCCGGUCCCGCUCCCGCGCGUUGGCCGCUUGUCUCUGCUGGCUCACCCCGGGUAAACGCAGGUCUCCGCCGCCUCUUCUUCCUCCGCUCCUUCGUCUUCUCCUCCUCCUCCUCCUGGGCGCACAAGCCCGGGUACCGCCUCCUCCUUCCUCCAGGUCUCCCGGCGCAGCGCGCGGGCUGCAGCCGCCGGUGGACUUUCCGUCCGAGCUGUCGGUGCCGCUGUCCAGAUCGUCCGGGUCCGAGGUGGAUCCGUCGGGCAGCGCGUGUCCCUCGUUCCCCGUGGACUUCAUCCUGUGUCUGCUCGGGUGAGUCCUGAGCUGCUGGGGCCGUGCGGGCGCGCGGCGGCUGCACAUCACUUUAUCCUGAGGGUGAAAAUAGACCGGGGGCCGAGCAGCUGCCGCCGAUCCGGUGACCGAGGGGGUUUGUGCCGUCCGGCCCCCCGGCGGAUCCACAUACCAUUUCUAAUGAAUGACGGCUGCUUUCUGGGUCGGCAGCCCGCCGCGGAGAAGAGAGGACAGGUGGAGCCUAAAGGGAGGGAGGGGGGCACCUGUUGUGGUCUGGAGGAUCCGGGUUUAAAUUAGGCUCGACUGAUAUGGGACUGACUUCAAGGUCGAUGUGACAACUCCAGGUCCAAAAUGCAGAUGUUUGGUCUGAUAUUCACCGCCUAAUAUUUAACCAAAGUCCGUGUUUUUCAUGUUAAUUUCACGUAAAUUUCUACUCAUUAUUUUAAACCACGUGGUCCUCCAUUUAGUCCAGUAUUUAAAAAUUUUAGGACAUUAAAAAAAGUUUUUUUUCAAUUUAUAAACAGGACAGAAGGUUGAAAAUGACACUAAUCUAGAAUGAUAUUAUGACACUUUACCAAAGUUUUGGCUUUUGGGACUAAAUGGUCAAUGUGAGACUUUUUUUAUUCUGAUGCAACAACAACAAAAAAAACACCAAUAUCUGUUUUGUUAAUAAUCACUGAAAUGUCCCAGAGCCAUCAGCAGAUUUCCCCUCUGCUGUUUUAUAUGUGAAGAGCUUUUUUUGUGUGUUUUACAUGAAGAUAUGAGCAGUAUAAUGUCAUUAUAAAAGGCUUUACUAAUAAAAUAAAUAAUUUAUGACCUGAACUGAAGGAAGUGAAAAGAGAAAAUAAUGAUAAUAUUUAACAGUUUUAGGACAGUCUCUUUGCAAAUACAACCCUAUUUAAAUGGGACAGGUUAAACUGAAUUUCAACCACCAAAACACAUCUGAACAUAGAAAUAAAGCUUAGUGCAGUUUGUUUCAACAGGUAAGAACCAAAAUGUAGAUUAAUCUAUUCACCAUAUUUAUUGAACUCCUGUAAGGAACUUCUUGUUUUUGCAUAAAUUAUAUUUUGCAUAGAUGAUAUUUUCUUAGAUUAUAGAAGACAAAAAUUAAUUGAUCCUCACAAACUACUCUCAAGUGAAAGUGAUGAUGCAUCUUAAAUUUUAAUCCAGAAACGUAAACAUUUGUCAGAAACAGCUGUUCUGCCCCAUGAGGACUUUUUAAAAUUAUUUUCAGCUGUUGGAGAAAAAUAUAAAAGCAAGACCUGACUUAUGAGAAAGACUUUUACUGUUGGGAUGUGUUGGUACUUUUCCUGCAGUUAAACAUUGAAAUAUUCCUCCACCAACGUUUACUGCAGCUGCAAAAAAUGAUAAAAAAAAAUAUAAAUAAAAAGUGGAGAAACUGCAACAACAACAAAAAAGGUCUUUGAAACUUUGACCUCACCAAAACUUUCGAGAUGCACGCAGAUUCUGACGGAUUUGGGAUAACGUUGCUGCUCUUGCCGGCGGCUCUGAGCUUUCAUUGAGUGAACAGCCCAGGUGUACCCGCCUGUCCUGUCCCUGUGUGUGCCCACCAGGAUGGACACACACACAGACACACACACCACACUCCCCUCCUCCUCCACCUUGCCCAGUGCCAUCUUUGGGGUGGAUAUAAAUAUCUGUGAACGGACGAUGUCUGUGUGUGUUUGUGCUGCUGUAAAAACUUGUGGCUCAUUUCAAAACUGUUUUUUGAUUUUCUUUAACAAAGUGUUCGAAACCUGCAAAAACAAGCUGGGAUUUGAACGCUCCGUGCAGUGAUUACAGCAACAUUUUACACCAAGAUAUUUCUACCCUUGCCACAAGAGGGCGGUAAAGCCUAAGAGUUCAUUUCUAGAGUUGUCUUGGAAAAUGUUGAACAUUUCAGCCCUUUGCACAAAAACAACAGAUUCCUUGGAAGUUUACAGCUAAUUUGCAGGAUUCAGCGUCCAGAAUAUCAAAAAUUUAAGACUGAGAAAUCUGGCAGAUACGUCCUCCUCUUGUUUGAAAUAACUUUUAAGUUUUCUUUUUAACCCUUAGACCCUCCUGCGUACAUUUUUUGUUCUUUCAGAUGGUUUUUCCUGCUGUCAUUUUGGAAAGGAGGGCCUGAAGGUUACCCCACAUGA
Messenger RNA from Xyrichtys novacula (pearly razorfish), 2467 nucleotides. NCBI's taxonomy places the organism in Eukaryota, Metazoa, Chordata, Actinopteri, Labriformes, Labridae. The record is from the annotation of a GenBank genome assembly.